ACCCCAAAUGGAAAAAAAGAAGAAAAUCUCGAAAAGCCUAUUAUGAAUUCCUGUGUUUUAUUCAGCCGUCUGCCUGUCUCUCUCUCUCUGGAGUCUGCCUGUCACUCUCUCUCUCUGGAAGCUUGUUCUUGGUGAAAGGCUUGGGAGCGAGAUCGCACACCCAGAAACAAUGAGAGGAGAAUAGAAUGAUUCCUUGCUUGAGGCCUCAUGGACUGUUUAAACACCUUUUCUGUGGGAGGGGCCUCUCUCUCCGUCUCUAUCUCUCUGCCUGUGUCAUGUCUCUUUGAUUUCGUGUUGAGCGCGACUUGAUGGACUUAGAAUGAAUAAAUACCCAACGGGGACUUCGGAGCAUUUGGUAGCAUUUUGUCGGGGGUCUCCAGCAGAGAUGCUUAACUUGGUCAACUAUGGUCGGAGGUUGAAUUAGGCAGGGAGAAGCUCGUCGGUUUCUAAGAUACAGCUCGGAGAGACAUGGACCCGCUAUCUAGUUCACGACGGGACUGCCCGAUGCUUAUAAGAAGCGCAAAAUCUCUGUUAUUUCUCAGUAUUUUGAUGCUUCUCAGAGGGGUGGUUGGGGCUGGGAACAGUGCCAACUCUUCGAGGCCGAGCAUCGUGAAUAUCGGCGCUCUGUUCACUUAUGAUUCAGUCAUUGGCCGCUCGGCCCAGCCUGCGGUCAUGGCUGCCGUUGACGAUGUCAAUUCUGACCCGAAUCUUCUUCCCGGGACGAAAUUGAACCUUAUUGUUCACGACACAAACUGCAGCGGAUUUCUGGGAACUGUUGAAGCUCUGCAGCUGAUUGAGAACGACGUUGUGGCAGCAGUUGGCCCACAGUCCUCGGGAAUAGCUCAUGUGAUCUCACAUGUAGUCAACGAGCUCCGUGUCCCGCUUCUCUCAUUCGGGGCGACAGACCCCACAUUGUCCUCCCUCCAGUACCCUUAUUUCAUCCGAACCACGCAAAGUGACUACUUCCAGAUGUAUGCAAUUGCAGACAUAGUCGAGUACUUCGGCUGGAGAGAAGUGGUCGCGAUUUUUGUGGAUGACGAUUUCGGUAGGAGUGGAAUUUCCGUCCUGGGAGACGCUCUCACGAAGAGCCGUGCAAAAAUUGCCUACAAGGCUGCUUUUCCUCCUGGAGCAACAAAAACCGCGAUAAAAGAUCUGUUGGUUGAAGUGAAUCUUAUGGAAUCUCGGGUUUAUGUUGUCCACGUAAAUCCUGACUCAGGCCUUGAUAUCUUUUCUGCCGCAAAGUAUUUAGGAAUGACGAGUGCUGGGUAUGUUUGGAUCACUACCGAUUGGCUCUCUUCAGUUCUGGAUUCAACAGAGCAGGUUGACCCCAGCAAGAUGAAUUUGCUUCAAGGAGUAAUUGCUCUUCGUCAUCAUACUCCCGAUUCUGAUCUCAAGAAGAGUUUCCUUUCUCGCUGGAACAGCCUAAAAUAUAGGGGAAGUCCCAAGCCAAACUCUUACGCGCUGUAUGCUUAUGAUUCAGUUUUGCUAGUUGCCCGGGCCCUAGAUGCUUUCUUCAAUGAAGGUGGAAACAUCUCAUUCUCGAAUGACCCGAAACUACAUGAUGACAAUAGUACUGGACUCCAACUAUCAUCCCUUCACAUUUUUGAUGGAGGGCAGCAGUUCCUGCAGAUGAUUCUGCGGACCAACUUCACCGGACUUAGUGGGCAAAUUCAGUUUGAUCCCGAUAAGAACCUCAUCCAUCCUGCAUUUGAUGUUCUAAACAUCGGGGGAACCAGCUUCCGCAGGAUUGGUUACUGGUCCAAUUAUUCAGGGCUCUCAGUUGUCUCUCCUGAAAUCUUAUAUCAGAAGCCACCCAAUACUUCGACAAGCAAUCAGCAUCUCUACGGAGUGAUUUGGCCUGGGGAAACCACAGCAAGGCCUCGAGGUUGGGUGUUCCCAAAUAAUGGGAAGCCACUCAGAAUUGCGGUGCCUAAUCGAGUGUUCUACAAGGAAUUUGUAGCGAAAGAUAAGAAUCCUCCAGGGGUUAAGGGGUACUGUAUUGAUGUCUUCGAGUCGGCCCUAAAUUUGCUGCCAUAUCCCGUUCCGCACACAUAUAUACUAUAUGGAAACGGAAUCCAUAACCCUGAUUUCAGUGAUCUCGUGUACCAGGUUGCCCAGAAUAACUUCGAUGCAGCAGUUGGAGACAUUACGAUUGUUACGAACAGGACAAAGAUCGUGGACUUUACCCAGCCUUACAUGGAGUCAGGCCUUGUUGUUGUUGCCCCGGUCAAGAUGCAGAAAUCAAAUCCUUGGGCUUUCCUAAAACCAUUUACAGUGCCAAUGUGGUGUGUCACCGGUGCCUUCUUCCUCUUUGUGGGAGCUGUGGUAUGGAUUCUCGAGCACAGGAUCAAUCACGAGUUCCGGGGCCCACCAAGAAAGCAACUUAUAACAAUUUUCUGGUUUAGUUUCUCGACAAUGUUCUUCUCACACAGAGAGAACACACAGAGCACCUUGGGCCGAUUGGUCCUUAUUAUAUGGCUCUUCGUAGUACUUAUCAUCAACUCGAGCUACACGGCUAGUUUGACCUCAAUCCUCACCGUUCAGCAACUGACUUCAGGGAUCCAAGGGAUCGACAGCUUGAUCGCGGGCAACCAAAAGAUUGGAGUCCAAGAGGGGUCAUUUGCGUGGAAUUAUCUUACUGACGAGCUCAACAUAGCUGAGUCUCGGCUCGUCAAGUUGCAGAGCCAGGAAGAUUAUGCAAUCGCCCUUCAGAAAGGAACGAAAGGUGGAGGAGUUGCUGCUAUCGUUGAUGAGCUUCCCUAUAUUGAACUCUUCCUGGCAAGCACAAACUGUGAGUUCAGGACAGUCGGGCAGGAGUUCACGAGGAGUGGUUGGGGAUUUGCAUUCCAACGGGACUCUCCUCUUGCGGUCGACUUGUCCACAGCUAUCCUCCAACUGUCAGAGAAUGGCGACCUCCAGAAGAUCCAUGACAAGUGGCUCUCCAACAGCGAGUGCACCCCGGCAAUCAGUGACGACCAGAGCCGCCUGUCCCUCGACAGCUUCUGGGGUCUCUUCCUCAUAUGCGGAAUUGCGAGCUUCCUUGCUCUUGCGGUCUUCUUCUGUCGGGUCUUCAAGCAGUACCAGAGGUUCAGCCCUGAGAGCAAUCAGGAGGUCGAGGUCGAGGACAUCCAGCCUGCCAGUUCCCGACAGACCACCCGAUCAAAAAGCAUCAAGCAUCUGUUCGAUUUUGUUGAUAAAAAGGAAGCAGAGAUCAAGCAGAUGCUUAAGCGAAAGAAUAGCAGUGAUGGGCCCGAGCCGCAAACGAGCCAGGUCUCGGAUGGACACUUUCCUUCGCUUUCUUCAUGAGAAUAUUCGUUUGAUCUCGAGGUAAACUUCUGCCUCUCUCUCUGUAAUUUUAGCUGAGUAGCCACAGGUAGUUCUUGGGAAAGGAGAAUAACAAUAUACGGUAGGGUAUGCAUGUAACAUUGUAUACGAGGGCAGAAGUCGACGAGAAGUCACCAUUUUGUAAUUAACGUUCACGUUGGAAUUAUUUCAUUUGUGAAAGUUAUUCAAGCUGUAGAUAGCAAUAAUCCACA
Molecule: messenger RNA, 3536 nt
Organism: Punica granatum (pomegranate)
Lineage: Eukaryota; Viridiplantae; Streptophyta; Magnoliopsida; Myrtales; Lythraceae
Source: RefSeq, a predicted model, not a curated record